Molecule: messenger RNA, 1859 nt
Organism: Eucalyptus grandis
Lineage: Eukaryota; Viridiplantae; Streptophyta; Magnoliopsida; Myrtales; Myrtaceae
Product: sugar transporter ERD6-like 6
Exons: 18
Coding region: 73-1674 (533 amino acids)
Biological process (GO): transmembrane transport; carbohydrate transport
Cellular component (GO): membrane
Molecular function (GO): sugar transmembrane transporter activity
Source: RefSeq, a predicted model, not a curated record
UUAGAGGACUUCUUCUAUCAGCAUCCUCUCCUUCAACACCCAACAGUCAGCGAGAAGUCUCAUUUUCUCGUCAUGGAUUCUCAAUCAUCACUUAUAAAAAAUCACAAUUCAUCACGCUCCGCAUGGCUCUCUCGCUCACCUGCAGCGGUGGUGGUGGCGGCAGCAGCAGCAUCUUCUGAAGAAGGCGCAGGUUUGAGCUUCAACAUGAGAGCCAUCGAGGAUGUCGAGGAGGACGGGAGGGACCUGAGGAAACCGCUCCUCCGCAAAGGGGUCUGGUAUGCAAUGCAGGAGAAGGGGCCGGGGCAGCUCGACCUCCUUGGAUCCUCGCGAAUCCUCCGCAACAGCUCCGUCGCCGUCCUCCUCAGCGUCCUGGUCGUCGCCUUAGGUCCUAUUCAGUACGGAUUCAUCUGCGGAUAUACGUCUCCCACGGAGGACGACAUAAUAAGCGACCUAGGCCUUUCGCUCUCGCAGUAUUCGAUAUUUGGUUCCUUGGUGAACGUGGGAGCCAUGGUCGGGGCAAUCGUGAGCGGCCAUAUGACGGAGUAUGUCGGUCGGAAAGGGUCUCUGAUGAUUGCUGCGGUCCCUAAUGUUAUAGGGUGGCUGGCAAUAUCAUUUGCCAAGGAUUCCCUCUUCUUAUACAUUGGAAGGUUGUUGGGGGGAUUUGGUGUGGGUGUUAUUUCUUAUGUGGUGCCGGUAUAUAUAGCCGAGGUAUCGCCUCAGAACAUGAGAGGGACCCUGGGAUCUGUGAAUCAGCUGUCAGUUACAGUGGGAGUUUUGUUGGCUUACCUAUUUGGAGUAUUUGUCAGCUGGAGGAUCCUUGCUAUCUUGGGUUCUCUGCCAUGUCUAAUAUUGAUUCCUGGUUUAUUUUUCAUCCCAGAGUCUCCUCGAUGGUUGGCCAAAAUUGGUUUGAACAAGGAAUUUGAAGCCACUUUGCAGGUCCUACGAGGAUUGGAUACUGAUAUUUCCCUCGAAGUCGAUGAGAUCAAGAGUUCUGUGGCAUCAACAGACAAAACAACGAUCAGGUUUGGAGAGCUCAAGCAAAAAAGAUAUUGGUUUCCUUUAAUGGUAGGUAUUGGGCUACUUAUGCUCCGGCAACUCAGUGGCAUCAACGGUGUUUUAUUCUAUGCCACCACAAUAUUUGAAAGUGCAGGGAUUUCUUCAAGUGAUGUUGCAACUGUUGGAGUCGGUGCUAUCCAGGUUCUUGCCACUGCUGGUACGACUUGGCUUCCAGAUAAAGUAGGCCGACGACUGCUGCUAAUAGUAUCCUCGUCCACAAUGACUCUGAGCCUACUUGUUGUGGCUGUAGCGUUCUAUGUGGAGAGUUCUACUUCAGAAGACUCUAAAUUAUACAGCAUAAUGGGGAUAUUGUCGGCGGUUGGGCUUGUGGCUUUUGUGGUUGCCUUCGCUCUGGGAAUGGGAUCAGUUCCAUGGGUUAUCAUGUCUGAGAUCCUUCCGGCAAACAUUAAGGGCCUCUCCGGCAGCAUGGCAACGUUAGCAAACUGGACGACAACGUGGGUAAUCACGGUGACGGCAAACUUACUGUUGGAUUGGAGCAGCGGAGGCACCUUCACAAUCUACACAGUCGUGGCAGCUUGUACCCUUGUCUUUGUGGUACUCUUUGUUCCAGAAACCAAGGGAAGAACUCUGGAAGAGAUUCAGUCGGCAUUUAGAUGAAUCUUGCCUCCUGUCGUCCCAUUGAGUUUUGCUGUUUAUGAACAUGUGCACAGAGAGAGAGACAGAGAGACAGAGAGACAGAGAGAGAGAUUUGGCUUGGAAUUAUUUAUUUCACAACCUCGACUGAAAACUUGAGAAUAAGUCAUUAUUAAUUUAUUAGUAUGGAAAAAGAGCUUUGACGUAAA